This is a messenger RNA of Glycine soja, 2363 nucleotides long. RefSeq names its product protein CHUP1, chloroplastic-like. The transcript is spliced from 6 exons. The coding region runs from base 198 to 2048 and encodes 616 amino acids. Gene Ontology annotation, cellular component: chloroplast outer membrane. Lineage: Eukaryota; Viridiplantae; Streptophyta; Magnoliopsida; Fabales; Fabaceae. Gene Ontology annotation, biological process: chloroplast organization. The record is from RefSeq and is a predicted model, not a curated record.
AGAAGAGAAGACCGUUCAUCGUUUACUGUGCCCUUAAUUUCUCUUCUCCCUCUUUAACACCAUUCGUUCUCUCUGUGCUACUCUAUCUAUCUAUCUACACAAGACAACGACGUCGUCUUUGUCAUGUUUAAAACUCUUACGAGAUUCUUGAACUCUAAACACUGAAGAAAAAUAGAUAAAUAUAAAUAAAUAAAAGCAUGGUUGCCGGUAAGGUAAGAGUAGCAAUGGGGUUUCAGAAGUCGCCGGCGGCGCCGCACACUACUCCUCCGCCGCAGAAGAAGCAGCCUCCUCCUGCUUCUCCGUCCACCACCGCGAAGUCUUCUUCUCACAAGUCCUCUUUCUCUCGCUCGUUCGGCGCUUACUUCCCGCGCUCCUCCGCUCAGGUGCAGCCGCGGCCGCCGGACGUGGCAGAGCUCCUCCGGCUGGUGGAGGAUCUCCGGGAGAGCGAGUCGCGCCUGAAGACGGAGCUGCUGGAGCACAAGCUGCUGAAGGAGUCCAUCGCCAUUGUUCCCGUUCUGGAGAACGAGAUCACAGCGAGGGAAAGUGAAAUCGAAAGGAGCAGAAGAAGAGCGGAAGAAGCGGAAUCGGAGAACGAGAGGUUGAGAAAGGAAUUGCAGGAACUGAAGGUGAAAGCGGAAGAAGAGAAAAAUGAGAACGAGAGAAAAAUCAAAGCGCUGGAAGAGGACAUAAUAGAGUUCAAGAAAACGGCGUCGUUUAUUGGUAGUAACAGUAGCAGCAACAGAACAGAGGCAUUGGAGAGUCACGAGCAAGAAGAAGCUACACAGAAGCUUGUGGAGGUUUCGUUUAGGUCGAAUCUGAUGAGGAGUUUGAAGAAAACCGCGUCGGAUCUCGGAAGCGGGAAUUUGAAAAGAGAGGUUUCAGAAAUUUCUGAAAGGCCACUGCACUCGCGGUGUAACUCCGAGGAACUCGUUGAUUGCUCUGACUCGGUUCUGUCUGGUUCGGUUAGGUCACGCGCGCCACGUGUUCCGAAUCCUCCACCGAAACCUUCGACUUCUUCGCCGUCGAGUGGUUCCUCCGGCGAAACAGAGCGUAGGAUUCCGCCGCCGCCUCCUCCUCCGCCGAUGAAGGCCUUACCGCCUCCGCCACCGCCACCUCCGAAGAAGCUUGUGUCGAAGGCGGCGGCGGCGCCUCCUCCUCCACCGCCUCCGCUGCCGAAGGCCGGUAGAGAAGUUCCGGCGAAGGUGCGGAGAGUGCCAGAGGUGGUGGAGUUUUACCACUCGCUGAUGCGGAGGGACUCGCAUUCGCGGCGGGACUCUGCCUCCGCCGCGGAGGUGCUGGCGACGGCGAACGCUCGUGACAUGAUCGGCGAGAUCGAGAACCGUUCGACUCACUUGUUGGCGAUAAAAACAGAUGUAGAAACACAAGGAGACUUUAUUAGAUACCUGAUCAAAGAGGUGGAGAGUGCAGCAUUCACGGACAUUGAAGAUGUGGUACCUUUUGUCAAAUGGCUUGACGACGAACUCUCUUAUUUGGUGGAUGAAAGGGCAGUACUGAAACACUUCGAUUGGCCAGAGCAGAAGGCUGAUGCUUUGCGUGAAGCUGCGUUUGGUUAUUGUGAUCUGAAGAAGUUGGUAUCUGAGGCUUCGUCUUUCAGGGAUGAUCCUCGGCAGCUGUGUGGUCCUGCUCUUAAGAAGAUGCAGACUCUCUUAGAAAAAUUAGAACAUGGGAUUUACAAUAUCUCAAGAAUGAGAGAAUCGGCAACAAAGAGAUACAAAGUGUUCCAAAUUCCUGUGGAUUGGAUGCUUGAUAGUGGUUAUGUCAGCCAGAUCAAGCUGGCAUCUGUAAAAUUGGCCAUGAAGUAUAUGAAGAGAGUCUCUGCUGAGCUUGAAACAGGUGGUGGUGGGCCUGAAGAAGAAGAGCUUAUUGUCCAAGGAGUUAGAUUUGCAUUCCGAGUACAUCAGUUUGCUGGAGGUUUUGAUGUGGAGACAAUGAGGGCGUUUCAAGAGUUGAGAGAUAAAGCGAGGUCGUGCCAUGUUCAAUGUCACAGCCAGCAACAGAAAUUAUUUUGCAGGUCUGCCACAUGCUAAUGCUGGAGCAAACUCAGCUUCAGAGAAUUAGUUGCGCCGCACUCCCCCCUCCCCUAUUGUUUUUUCUGUAUUUUGUGAAUAGAAUGGCAAAUAGUAUUAGCCAUCCUUAAAAGUGUAGAACACAUUCAUAAUUCAUGAUUCAUCCAUUCAUUACUGGAAAAAAUGCUAAUCCGGUUCCAUUCUAGCACAUGUUGCUGUUGCGAAUUCACUCCAAGUCGAAGGUAGUAAAUUAUUUGCCGGGAAACAAGAUACUAUACAAAUUUGUUUCCAAUUUGGUACGUGCUGAAUUGAAUUUACUUGAAAAAUUCGCUUCUC